This is a messenger RNA of Wasmannia auropunctata (little fire ant), 971 nucleotides long. RefSeq names its product protein extra-macrochaetae (gene emc). Gene Ontology annotation, molecular function: protein dimerization activity; transcription regulator activity. The record is from RefSeq and is a predicted model, not a curated record. Gene Ontology annotation, cellular component: cytoplasm; nucleus. Lineage: Eukaryota; Metazoa; Arthropoda; Insecta; Hymenoptera; Formicidae. Bases 570 to 971 code for a protein of 133 amino acids. The transcript has 2 exons. Gene Ontology annotation, biological process: circadian regulation of gene expression; negative regulation of transcription by RNA polymerase II; cell differentiation.
CGAUUCGUGUGUGUGGUUACCCGGUCGACGCUCAUACGUUCGGCCCCACUGUACGUACGUCGUCGACGAUCGCAUCGCGAUACCUCGUCAUACUCGGCGCCCGCGUAUAUAGCUGCCGCCUCGAGGACGAUGCGGCUGGUUGGUGCAACGAGUACCGAUGCGUGAUCCCGCACGUGAUUCCACACGCGAUUUCGCGAGUCCGAUCGGCGAACGGGAGAGGAGACCAGGGAAAGCGGUCCAGGAGAACGUCGUCGCUCCACGGAGACGCGAGGAGGAAAGCGGGCAUCAUCCCGUGUGCGUCCACCCGUCGCUCUUCACGUGCAUUUACGCCUCGGUGUUACCUCGACGGCCCCUCGGCGAUCGAUAGGCACACGCGCGACGAGAAGGUGUGUUGUAUGUGUGUGUGCGGUGGCGCGCUGUCGUCGAAACGAUCACCCAGCGGCAGUGUGCGGCGUGCGCUCGCGAACGAGAAGCGUCGGGAGAGGAGAGAGCGAGUUUUGACUCCGGUUUUGGAUCGAUCGGUGCUCCGGUCGUCCGAGUUUUGACUCCUUGACCGCCGCUACCUGCAUAUGAAGGCGAUGGUGGUGAGCCCGGUGAGCGGCAGAGUGCCGCCCAACCAUCGCGGCGUUCUGCACAACGGCCUGGGGAUCGGCGGCACCAGGCGCGACCUCGAGGCCGAGGAGGUCGCCGCUUAUCUGACGAAGCUGCGCUCCCUCGUGCCGGACAUGCCGCGCAAGCGGAAGCUGUCGAAGCUCGAGGUUAUUCAAAGGGUGAUCGAGUACAUCUGCGACCUGCAGACCGCCCUCGAGGAGACGAACGCCGCGCAUCAGGACGCGAAGACGUCGAUGACGGCGACGGCGCAGCAGCAGUCCUCGAGGCAGCCUCUGCAACCCCUGCUGAACGCCACCACGUCGACCGCCACGACGACCACCACGACGUCCGUCGUAGCCGCGACGGUCGCCGACCGGUGA